Dicrocoelium dendriticum is the source of this 474-nucleotide messenger RNA. The record is from the annotation of a GenBank genome assembly. Lineage: Eukaryota; Metazoa; Platyhelminthes; Trematoda; Plagiorchiida; Dicrocoeliidae.
AUGAAUCCGUUUGGCCUUAGCAUACUAUUUCUUUUGGCUGCUGCUCCCUAUGGCGCGUGCGACUAUAUUUAUGAUUAUUUUCCUCUCGAUCACCAAACACAGCCAAUAAGUGCAGAGAAUCUCAGCUUGGAUUACGUAACCCCGAGAGACAACAAAUUCAUCUCCACUUUGGACUGGGAUCCUGAAAGAGAUAUCCCACUCCUGCCUUUGAAGGAGGAAAUGUUAUUGAUACUCUUUAACUUGGGACUAUGUCAACAUUAUCACAACCAUCUUCAAUUCUUAUGUCCAUCUACCUGUCUUGGGCGCCUAAAAGGCAGCUUGUUGGAUGAAGACGCCCUUCCUUCAGAAAAUGGCAAUCCUUGUGAACUGCAACGAAACACACGGACUCCAGCUUGCGAAUCGGUACCGAAAGGAAAAUUUUCCCAACGGUUUUCCAAGAAUCUAUGUUAUCAAUUGGUCACGAUAUAUUUAUAA